AUGAGGUCCACCCGCAUACGGCAGAUAGCAAGUGUCCGUCAAUAUCGUCACUAUGCUACUCAAACAUCCCUCAAAGGACCUCUUAUAGGUGUCAAACCGAAAUCAGCCUCCUCUCCUUCUCCUUCUCCUUCUUCAUCAACAUCGGCAUCUACAUCUUUAGCAUCAUCGUCAUUACCGAAACCUCGUCUGGACUAUCACGACCUCCUAUCUGAUCCACAGCGUACCACCCGAAAUGCCCUCCUUCGUAAAUCCCCUUUACAACCCGAUCAUCUAGCUCAUCUCCAACGUCUGCGGUCCACUCAACUCCUCUUACUCCAGAAACUAUCCACUAUCAAAUCGAAGCAGAAAGAAAUUGGUAGUCUCAUCAAGAUUGGUUUAGGCGAUACCGCCGAAUUGAAAGAACAAGCCAAGAAGAUCAAAUCGAAAUUCAAAGAGUAUGAGAUUAACUUGGGUGAAACUGAAAAUGAAUUAUUAGACUUGGCUUUACUCUUACCUAACUUCUCACAUCCCAAUUCACCCCUUGGGUCGGAAGAUAAUGCCAGAACUAUAGAAACGUUUGGUCAAUCCGUUAUAGAAGGCCAGAUAGAGGAAAGAAGGGACCAUGUUGAUUUUUGCAAUCAUUUCGAUUUAUUGGAUAAUCAAGCUUCCUCAAAUACAUCCGGAUCAUCUUGGCCCUAUCUUAAAAGUAUCUUAGCAUUACUUGAACAAUCCCUCAUCAAUUAUUCGUUAUCGAUAGCUGUAAAGAACGGAUUCACUCCGGUGAUUCCACCAGAUGUGAUCAAAGAGGAUAUAGCUUGGAGAUGUGGUUUCCAACCUCGUGAUUCACUUUCCAACCCAUCCACACAAACUUAUCACCUAGCUCAACCUGAUAAUGCCCCUCAACAGCGGUUGUGUCUAGCAGGAACGAGUGAAAUACCUCUAGCUGGGUUAUUCGCUAAUAGGUUAUUCCACGAGGAGGAUUUGCCGAAAAAGGUUGUAGGUGUUGGAAGAGCGUUCAGAGCAGAGGCUGGUGCCAGAGGAUCAGACACUAGAGGAUUGUAUAGGGUACAUCAGUUCACGAAAGUCGAAUUGUUCGCUGUAACUGCUGAGGAUGGGAGUGAGCGGAUGAUGGAGGAGAUCAGAGAGGUGCAGAAGGAGAUUGCACAAGGAUUAGGAUUGAGUGUAAGGGUCCUGGAUAUGCCGACGGAAGAAUUGGGCGCUUCGGCUCAUAGGAAAUACGAUAUGGAAGCUUGGAUGCCUGGGAGAGGUAAAUGGGGAGAGAUAACGUCCACCUCAAAUUGUACAUCCUACCAAUCACGUCGACUAUCCAUUACCUAUCGUCCCUCUCCCACAUCCCCUUCUUCCUCUUCCUCUGGUCCUGGUGGAGAAGGAGAUCUACCGAUUCCACCAUCCGAAAUACAGACUCAGCAUAAUGGACCAUUACCUUUCGCACAUACUUUGAACGGCACCGCUGCUGCUAUACCUAGACUGAUAGUGGCCCUGAUCGAAAAUGGAAUAAGAUUCAAGGAUGAUGAAUAUGAUGGAGUGGAUUUACCGAAAGUGUUGGAGAGGUUUUGGGUUGGUGGAAGAGAGUUUGGGGAGGGGAAGAGAAAAGGAAGUAUCAGAUGGGUAUAA
Molecule: messenger RNA, 1614 nt
Organism: Kwoniella botswanensis
Lineage: Eukaryota; Fungi; Basidiomycota; Tremellomycetes; Tremellales; Cryptococcaceae
Product: serine-tRNA ligase
Exons: 4
Coding region: 1-1614 (537 amino acids)
Biological process (GO): mitochondrial seryl-tRNA aminoacylation
Cellular component (GO): mitochondrion
Molecular function (GO): ATP binding; serine-tRNA ligase activity; tRNA binding
Source: RefSeq, a predicted model, not a curated record